CCCUGGGACCGUCAUGAGUGGUGGUUCUUGCUCAAGGAGCCAAGGGAAGAGGGACAACUGGGAUGGGCCUAAGGGAGGGCAGGGUUUUUUUUGUUUGUUUUUAAAUAGGGUCUCACCACGUAGCCUAGGCUGGUUUCUAUGUAGUUUGCAGACAUCCUCCUGCCUCAGUCUCCCUAGCAGUGCUGGGAUUACAAUUUGCGUCACCGCCCCCGGCCUGGGAAUGGGAGAUUAAAACCCCAUGCUUCCUGACAGAAGCCUAAGAGAGUUUUUCCUUUGGAUGCUUCUCCACCUGAGUUUCCUGGUGGGAUGCAGCGAGCACAAGCCCCUUGCUCACACCUCUGUGUUCUUAUGUGGAGGUACCUGCAGCUCCCACUCUCUAGCCUGGGGAGGGCCUCGUCUCCUCCCCUCAUUUUCUACCUACUGGAUUCUAUGUGCUCGCUGCGGGAGUGGGGGGGGGUCAGCACGGUUGCCCCCGACGACGUGCAACCCGCCCGCCGUAUUGGCCGGCCCGGGGCGGGGAGGCGGGGCUUCGCUGGCAUUCGCCUACGCGGCGCUGGCUGCGCGGCCCCUGCAGUCGGGACGGGCGGAGCCGGGGCUGCGCCAGGCGUCCCGGGUCACUUAGGGUGUGCGUGCUGGGGCUGCAGUAGACCUGGGGGCUGCGGCGCUGCUGAGGUCGCAAUGGUUCGGGCGGGCUGGUGCCGCGGCCCCAAAGAUGGCCUGGGUUGAGGGGCCUGGGCGCCCGGAGUGGCUGGGGCUCCCUUCUGAGCGGCUGCAGCUCCUGCACCUCCCCUGGGGGCCGCCCCGUAGGCGGUAGGCGCUGCUGAGACCUUGGACAGUGUGCCCUCCCCCACUCAAACCGGGACCAUGACGGUCCCCAAGGAGAUGCCCGAGAAGUGGGCCAGGGCACCUCCCUCCUGGAACCGUAAGAAGCCCGCAUGGGGGACAGAAGAAGAGAGGAGGGCACGGGCCAAUGACCGAGAAUACAAUGAGAAAUUCCAGUAUGCGAGCAACUGCAUCAAGACCUCCAAGUACAAUAUCCUUACCUUCCUGCCUGUCAACCUGUUUGAGCAGUUCCAGGAAGUUGCCAACACCUACUUCUUGUUCCUUCUCAUUCUGCAGUUGAUCCCACAGAUCUCUUCCCUGUCAUGGUUCACCACCAUUGUGCCUUUGGUUCUGGUCCUCACCAUCACAGCUGUUAAAGAUGCCACUGAUGACUAUUUCCGCCACAAGAGUGAUAACCAGGUGAAUAAUCGGCAGUCUCAGGUGCUGAUCAAUGGAAUCCUCCAGCAAGAGCAGUGGAUGAAUGUCUGUGUUGGUGACAUUAUCAAGCUUGAAAAUAACCAGUUUGUGGCGGCGGAUCUUCUGCUUCUUUCCAGCAGUGAGCCCCAUGGGCUGUGUUAUAUAGAGACAGCAGAGCUCGAUGGAGAGACCAACAUGAAAGUGCGCCAGGCAAUUCCUGUCACCUCAGAGUUGGGAGACAUCAGCAAGCUUGCCAAGUUCGAUGGUGAAGUGAUCUGUGAACCCCCCAAUAACAAGCUGGACAAGUUUAGUGGAACCCUCUACUGGAAGGAAAACAAGUUCUCCCUUAGCAACCAGAACAUGCUGCUGCGGGGCUGUGUGCUUCGAAACACGGAGUGGUGCUUCGGGCUGGUCAUCUUUGCAGGUCCUGAUACUAAGCUGAUGCAGAACAGCGGCAGGACAAAGUUCAAGAGAACAAGUAUUGAUAGGCUAAUGAAUACACUGGUGCUCUGGAUUUUUGGAUUCCUGGUCUGCAUGGGGGUGAUCCUAGCCAUUGGCAAUGCCAUCUGGGAGCAUGAGGUUGGAACACGCUUCCAGGUCUACCUGCCCUGGGACGAGGCAGUUGACAGUGCCUUUUUCUCCGGCUUCCUUUCCUUCUGGUCCUACAUCAUCAUUCUCAACACCGUCGUGCCCAUCUCACUGUAUGUCAGUGUGGAGGUCAUCCGCCUGGGCCACAGCUACUUCAUUAACUGGGACAAGAAGAUGUUCUGCAUGAAGAAGCGCACUCCCGCAGAGGCCCGCACCACUACCCUGAACGAGGAGCUGGGUCAAGUGGAGUAUAUCUUCUCUGACAAGACCGGCACCCUCACCCAGAACAUCAUGGUCUUCAACAAGUGUUCCAUCAAUGGCCACAGCUAUGGUGACGUGUUUGAUGUCCUGGGACACAAAGCUGAGUUGGGAGAGAGGCCUGAACCCAUUGAUUUCUCCUUUAAUCCUCUGGCUGACAAGAAGUUCUUGUUUUGGGACCCCAGUCUCUUGGAGGCUGUCAAGAUGGGGGACCCCCACACACAUGAGUUCUUCCGCCUCCUUUCUCUGUGUCACACUGUAAUGUCAGAAGAAAAGAACGAAGGAGAGCUGUACUACAAAGCCCAGUCCCCAGAUGAGGGCGCCCUGGUUACUGCAGCCAGAAACUUUGGUUUUGUGUUCCGCUCUCGUACCCCUAAGACAAUCACCGUCCACGAGAUGGGCAUAGCCAUCACCUACCAGCUACUGGCCAUCCUGGACUUCAAUAACAUCCGCAAACGCAUGUCAGUCAUAGUGCGGAACCCAGAGGGGAAAAUCCGACUGUACUGCAAAGGAGCCGACACUCUCCUGCUUGACAGACUCCACCAAUCCACCCACGAACUGCUCAGCGCCACCAUGGACCACCUGAAUGAAUAUGCAGGGGAAGGGCUGAGGACCCUGGUCCUGGCCUAUAAGGAUCUAGACGAUGACUAUUACGAGGAGUGGGCUGAGAGACGACUGCAGGCAAGCCUGGCCCAGGACAACCGGGAGGAUAGGCUGGCCAGCAUCUACGAGGAAGUUGAGAGCGACAUGAUGCUGUUGGGUGCAACAGCCAUUGAGGACAAACUUCAGCAAGGGGUACCAGAGACCAUCGCCCUCCUCACACUGGCCAACAUCAAGAUUUGGGUGCUAACUGGAGAUAAGCAAGAGACGGCUGUGAACAUUGGCUACUCCUGCAAGAUGUUGACAGAUGACAUGACAGAGGUGUUCAUAGUCACCGGCCACACUGUUUUGGAGGUGCGAGAGGAACUCAGGAAAGCUCGGGAAAAGAUGAUGGACUCCUCCCGUGCUGUAGGCAAUGGUUGCUCCUAUCAGGAGAAACUGUCAUCUUCCAGGCUGGCUUCUGUCCUAGACGCUGUUGCUGGGGAAUAUGCUCUUGUCAUCAAUGGUCACAGCCUGGCUCAUGCACUGGAGGCAGAUAUGGAGCUGGAGUUUCUGGAAACAGCCUGUGCCUGCAAAGCUGUCAUCUGCUGCCGGGUGACUCCCUUGCAGAAGGCGCAGGUGGUGGAAUUAGUGAAGAAAUACAAGAAGGCUGUGACACUUGCCAUUGGGGAUGGGGCCAAUGACGUCAGCAUGAUCAAAACGGCUCAUAUUGGUGUGGGCAUCAGCGGGCAGGAAGGGAUCCAGGCUGUCCUGGCCUCCGAUUACUCCUUCUCCCAGUUCAAGUUCCUACAGCGCCUGUUGCUGGUGCACGGGCGCUGGUCCUACCUGCGCAUGUGCAAGUUCCUCUGCUAUUUCUUCUACAAGAACUUUGCUUUCACCAUGGUCCACUUCUGGUUUGGCUUCUUCUGCGGCUUCUCGGCCCAGACCGUGUAUGACCAGUAUUUUAUCACCCUCUAUAACAUUGUGUAUACCUCCCUUCCAGUCCUGGCUAUGGGGGUCUUUGAUCAGGAUGUCCCGGAGCAGCGGAGCAUGGAGUACCCUAAGCUGUAUGAGCCAGGUCAGCUGAAUCUCCUCUUCAACAAGCGAGAGUUCUUCAUCUGUAUCGCCCAGGGCAUCUACACAUCUGUGCUUAUGUUCUUUAUCCCCUACGGAGUGUUCUCAGAGGCUACCCGGGAUGAUGGCACCCAGCUGGCUGACUAUCAGUCCUUUGCUGUCACUGUGGCCACGUCACUGGUUAUCGUGGUCAGUGUGCAGAUCGGGCUGGAUACAGGCUACUGGACAGCCAUCAACCACUUCUUCAUCUGGGGCAGCCUCGCAGUUUACUUUGCCAUCCUCUUUGCCAUGCACAGCAACGGGCUCUUUGACAUGUUUCCGAACCAGUUCCGGUUUGUGGGGAAUGCCCAGAACACGCUGGCCCAGCCCACAGUGUGGCUCACCAUUGUACUCACCACAGUCGUCUGCAUCAUGCCUGUGGUUGCCUUCCGGUUCCUCAGGCUCAACCUGAAGCCAGAUCUCUCUGACACGGUCCGCUACACCCAGCUGGUGAGGAAGAAGCAGAAAGCUCAGCACCGCUGCAUGCGCCGGGUGGGCCGCACUGGGUCCCGGCGUUCGGGCUACGCCUUCUCCCACCAGGAGGGCUUCGGGGAGCUUAUCAUGUCCGGCAAGAACAUGCGGCUCAGCUCCCUGGCACUCUCCAGCUUCACCACGCGCUCCAGCUCCAGCUGGAUUGAGAGCCUGCGCAGGAAGAAGAGUGACAGUGCCAGCAGCCCUGGUGGUGUGGCUGAGAAGCCCCUGAAGGGGUGAAGACCUGGCUGGGACGCCCUGUGUCAGUGGCACAGCACACAGGCUGUGGGGCCCUGGGGUACAGCCUCUCUGAACUGCCACCCGCACUCCUUGCCUGCCCAGCCUGCAGGGAGCUCUGUCCUGCUGGCCCUGCUGUGGGGGAGGUGAAGGAGUGGACUGGGUAGGACAGGGGCUCAGAUGUGGGGGCGCAGCCCCGUGGGGACUAGCUGUGGAACCGAAAACGAGGAAAACUGUGAGAGAUUGCGUCUGCCCCUGCCUUGCCGGGGAACCCACAGGGAGACUGUAAUCUCCUUAUUUUUUUACUCCCAUUCCCUAGAGGGGCCCUUGAGCCUCUGUUCCUCAAUUACACACGAAUGUAUCAUGCUGGAAAGCCAGAGAGACCUGCUGGGGCCUCAGGCCCCUCAUACUGCGUCUGUCUCCUUGAUUUGUAUUUGUAUCCUCUUCUCUUCUCUUCUCUUCUCUUCUCUUCUCUUCUCUUCUCUUCUCUUCUCUUGUAAUUUGACAGAUGGAGGAGAACUUUAUGUGACUUUUCUGUUAGGUUGACAUCUUACCUUUCCUGGAAAAAGGAGACUGGCAUCCCCUGGGAGCCCUACCUGGGGGCAUGGUUCCCUCAUGGGACAGAGGGGUUACCAGCAAGGGAGGUGCUGUCAGCUCAAGGGUGGGGGGAGAGGAGACCGGAAGCUUUGGUCCUCACCCUCACCUUGAAGGAGGAGUGUUUCCUUUUCCCAGCAGUUCCUGGAUUCCAUAAGUCCUGUUGCACUGGGCUGGAGCCUUUCUCAGUGAGUGAAAUCCAAGUAUGGGAUUAGUGGGGGAGGUAAUUUUCUUUUAUUUUGAACUGAGUCCCAAGUUCAUUAGCAAAUUCCCUUUCCCUUUCAUGUGGCACUUUCUUGUACUACAUCCCAAGACCCUGAGGUGGAGGAGUGGGACAGGAAGCUGAGCCUGGUGGGGGACUGAGGGAAGCUGCUGCUCUGCUGGCUGCUCCCCGUGGAGGAGGUCCCACCCUUGGGGCCCAGCACCUGGGAGGAGCCGGCAAGGUCCUUGUCCCAAGUUGAGGAGAGAAGAACUGGGUCUAGGCCAGGAGACUGCUCAGGGCCCGCCUUGGUCAGAAUGGGGCUCCCUCAGAGCUGGCCCCAGCUUGUCCUGUCACCCACAUCCCAACCUAGCUGCUACCUAAUCAGCCUGGAAGAACCCUUUCCUCUUCUUUGGUAGUUGGGGUAGGAGAGCUGGUACUUGGUGCAGGGACCUUCACUGGGCAGUGGGAGAGGCAGGGCCCCAGGGGAGCUGGAGUGGCACAGGGGGUCCGGCUGGCAUGGGCAGGUUGCGGGGGACAAGAAAGUCUUGGCAGGGAAACCCGCUUUUGGCCACAGUUUACAAACAGUAUCAUGUCUGUCUGUGUGUCUCUCAAGGUGAGAGUCUGAUUUUUAUACCAAAGAGGAAAUGAUUUUUUUCAUAUUUGUUUUGUCUAUAUUAUAUAAAUAUAAAUAUAUAUAUAUAUACAGUUAUAUAUAUAUUAUUUUUUUGGUUCUCUCUCAUUUUUUAGGGAGGGAGGAAAGUACUAAGUUGCGUUGAGCUGUAAUUAAGGAACAUUCUGUAUAAUUUAUGACACAUUUCUAUACUUGCAAAAAUUAUAUCAUUUUAUGGAUAUAAAAGAAAAAUGCCUUUUUAUAAAAUUCCAAUUUCUGAGAA
This is a messenger RNA of Cavia porcellus (domestic guinea pig), 6174 nucleotides long. RefSeq names its product ATPase phospholipid transporting 8B2 (gene Atp8b2). The transcript is spliced from 27 exons. The record is from RefSeq and is a predicted model, not a curated record. Lineage: Eukaryota; Metazoa; Chordata; Mammalia; Rodentia; Caviidae. Gene Ontology annotation, cellular component: plasma membrane; trans-Golgi network. Gene Ontology annotation, molecular function: ATP binding; ATPase-coupled intramembrane lipid carrier activity; magnesium ion binding. Bases 865 to 4488 code for a protein of 1207 amino acids. Gene Ontology annotation, biological process: Golgi organization; phospholipid translocation.